Molecule: messenger RNA, 183 nt
Organism: Suillus paluster
Lineage: Eukaryota; Fungi; Basidiomycota; Agaricomycetes; Boletales; Suillaceae
Exons: 1
Source: RefSeq, a predicted model, not a curated record
CCAUAUCAGAACUUUACCAUUCACGUCCCUUCUAAUUUGAUGGGUAAUGCGUUGCUGACUGUCACACAUGUGGCGCUUAUCGGGGUAAGAGCCCGUCAUCAUGAUCAUUUUGUACCAACGAAAUGGGAACUGCCUGCAUCGGUGCCAGGCUGGGCCCAUUACGUGGAUGGAGGGAAAGACUAA